AUAUGUAUACAUAUAUAUAUGUAUAUUUUAAAUUGGGGUUUUAUGGUUAUUUCUAUGGCAAGCUGCCAUUUUUAAAUAUGUGAUUUCAGACCAGAGUCAAAAUAUCCAUUGAAGAAUCAACUAAUUUUGUUUUAAAGCUGAAGAACAAGCAGCUCAUUGAUAUAGAGUUGUAGAAAAUGUGCCUGUUUACAUUAGCAUGCAAUUAAAAAAACACAAUCAAUCUACCCUUCAUGUUCCUAUGAGCAGAUAAAUAAUCCUGCUUCACACCGAACUGCCUCUCUGAUCUGACCACUAACUAAUCAAACGUCAUCACCAAGUCCAACACAGACAUCAAUCUUUGUUGGUUUCUCUGCUUUCUAAUUGGCUCCCCAUCUUUUCUACAGACAUCUCAGAUAUAUCUCCUCUCCCUCUGCGCUCCGCACACCUCCCACCUUCUUUCUCUCCGUUUAAAACAGCUGCAGCUUCAGCUCCCUCACUGAGGAAAAGCACACUGUCAAGGUCCAUUGGUACCAGUCCUCACUUCUCUUCGAACAGAGAAAUAUCAGACCAGGUAAGUUAGGCUCUAUAGUUAAAAAGCAUUGCUUUGGCUCAUUUUAUGUAACAAGAGGGACUUACUGUGUGUGUAAUUUAUUUAUAUGUAAUUAUUUUUUUGUUAAAAGCACUGCAAGAAAUGAUUAGCUUUAAGAUGAAGGAUUUAUAUUGAUGUAUUCUAGGAGUGUAAAGACAAUGGUGUGUUUCAGCUUCUGGUGUUUUUCAAGUGAUAGAUUAAAAUCAAUCAGUUUGAAAAGAAAAAACUUACAUAUCUGUUUAAUAAAUAUAUUUUAAAAACUUAAGUCUUAUUUCUUUUUUUAAAAAAGGGAAAUGUUAUGCAUUUGGAGUUCUGUUUUGCAGUUAAAUUUUGAAUUUCUGUGAUUUUAUGUGCAAAAUUCAGAUAAUUUUUCCCCUCCCCAAGAACUGAAAAACAUUAUUUUAAAUUUGUUGCUGUAAACCAAGACAACAAAUAUUGUCUUGAGAAAACAAGAGGAAAAGACUGAGAACAGUAACAGUUUCCUAUGGAAAUAUUAUUCUGCAGAAAGGUUGGCAACAAAGCAUGAGGAGGUCACAUUGCUACAUUCCCUCUGGCAGGUUUCUGCAGCAGCGGUCUGAAGCAUCCUUUGGGGCACAGAUAAAUGGGCAGGGCUGAUUAUGUGAUGAUGUGGAGCGCAGCAGUUAGGAUGCGAGUGCGACUGCCUUUCAGGAGAGAAACAUCAAUUCAUUUGUUGAAUUUAAAUUGAGUUUAACUUAGCCGCUAACUCGUACUGGACAUACGUCAGAAAAAUGCAUGCGAAUCCACCUUAUUUCUGCUCGACUUUAUGCUUGGAAACAAAAGAACUGGAGGAAAAAAGCUGCCUGUCUUCUUGUCCUCACUGCUUUCAAGAGCCAUCAGAACAGUGACAGGUUUUUUAAAAAUGUUUUACACACCCUAGAGUACCAAGAAAAAUACACUGAAAGACAGUUUUUAAAAUCCAGAGGAUGGCAAAGGCAGACACCAACUUUUCUUUGGCCUUUUUCUUAAACAUCAUUUCAGAAGUCAUUGUCAAGCAGGCAAAAAUAAACAGUUUUACUUAAAAGCAAUGAAGGAUUGGAACUUGCUGGUGUGAGUAGCAGGAUGUUUUGACCAAGAGCUGCCUACUUGAGAGGUACGUUGGGAGAGUUGAUUACUGAACAAAAAGCAGGUGGUUAACUGGAAACGGCGUGCAGCUGUGAGGGACGGCAAGAGAUAAACUGAGAAAACAGGAAAUAUGUCGGAUAGAGAACAAGUGAUAAGAAAAUAUGAAAUAAUACAAAAUUCCUGUAAAAUUCUUCUAAUUAUUAUUCUAAGUCCUUGGUAACAAAUUGUGUGAGAAACAUUUGUUCCUGGCUGGUUUAUGGUGAAAUUACUUUAUUUCUCUCCCUGGAUAAAGUCUCCAAAUGGGUUCACUGGGACAUUCAGUUAAAAGUAUCUGAAACCAGUAACACCUAGCAACAAUAUGUGUGAUAGCUUAAACUUAACCAGCUAUUAUCAAUUUACUGAGAUACUGGAUUUGGUCACUUGGAUUUCAAUGACUUUUUGCAGUCUCUUUCCUUAAAGUUACUUGUUUCUGGUGACGUUCCACUCAAUUAUAUAAUUUAAUUGAUCAGUUUUUCUUAUUCAUUUGUAUUUGUAGAUUGCUUAGGAUGUUAGAGAUAACUGCUUGUCUAUUUAAAUACACUUACAUGUUUAGUUUAUAUUCAGGUUUUGCACAGUAUUUUUAUUGCAUGAUAUUUUGGAGUAUAAAAAAGUUCUCAGAGUAACACAGACCUCAUUAAAAUCGUCCACAGUACUCGAAGCAAAAGACAAAACCUCACAUCACAUUGUCAUUGAAAUCCCUGUUCAGUACAUUCAUUGAUAGUAUAGCUGGCUGUGAAAAGUAAGAGGUCUAUGCUUCAACUGUUGCAGAUUAAUUCCCCAGUCUGUACCUCAGCACAAAUGAUGCUAAUUAGCAGAGGACGAAUGUGAAAAGACAGCAGAACCAUAAAGUCUCAUUAUCAGGGCUGCUGGUGACAAUAAUUCAGUGAAGCAAAACUGUAGUAUGCAGACUGAUGAGCAAUCUGGCAAAUUUGUUCAUUUGAAAAAAACAAUACAAAUAAAACUGAAAAUGUCGUUUUUAUACUUUUCUAUUCACUCCUAAUAGUGCAGAAAUACAGAAAAGCCUUGUUCUCAGGUAGAUCAAUUUCUGCUUCUCACAGAACUAUCAGAAUCCCUUCUCAUUAAACCCCCUUAAGCUCUGAUUUCUCAGAUCUUUUGAGCUGAAGGAGCAGCGUCCUCUCUUCCAGAGGCUACCAAAGGAUGAAUGCCUGUAGCUCCUGAACUAUGAAAGCUCCCACAUUGCUGUGGUCAGGCACAAAGACCAGUUCCUGUCAACAACGCACAACUGUACGUUUGCUUGUCAUCCUUAGAUUUACAUUCCUCAGAAGAAGAGUGCUCCCUUUUGAUUUAGAGAUCCACCAUGGUCGAACUUAGAGAUGACUCCCUGACUUUGACAAAGUAACUAGAGAGUUUGCUUUGUCAGGUAUAAAGAACUAAGCCAGCCAGCAUUUGUUCAAGUGGUUUUAAGAUCUAUUUAGAGAUAUAAUUCUGGUGGCUCCUGUGAGUAAAGCACAUUUCAGUUUCAGUUCUGAAAGCUGCCAGGGCUUGGCACGCUCAGAGAUCCACAAAAGUAAAAUUGCAUAUGAGAAUUAUUUACUCCAUUUAUUAGGCCUUUUGUUUAUGGGAUGCUUCCAACACUACCUCUGUUUUCUUUUUUAUAUUUCACACUUUUGAAAUAAAAGGCAUGUUUCAUCCAUUUGUUUUUUAGUUUCUUUCCUUUCAUUGAUAAAACAGAGAGCAUAAGUCCUUAUAAGGGAGCUUUUGUCUUACUUUCAAGACAAAUGCUCAUAGACGUAAACUGCUACUGUUCUAACUUCCCUGCAGCAGCAAGCUGUGCUGUAAUGCUAACGUUAGCCUCACAUGAACGAAUGACAUGUCUGUUUCAGCUAUGUUAUUUUUUGUCUAUGUUCCUUUCAGUGCAAUUUUUUUUUUAAAAAGUCUUUCUGAGCCACAAUUAACCCAAAAAUAUUAACACCCAUUUCAUUUUAGAAUUAGAAUAAUUUUGAUUCAACUCUAAGUUCUUCUGACAAGAAAUGAGUGAGGCAUCUCAGAUAAUACAAUAAAAAAUGUAAAAGUAGAGAAGUUGAAAAAAAAAAAGUAUUUAAAAAAAGAAAAAAUAAGUGUUAUAACAUUCGAAAUCUUCUAAUAAUUACUGACAAGUUUUUUGUUCAUGUGGUUUUUGGACCUUUUGAUUUGGACAAUUAGCUUUGAGGUUGGAAAGCCUCUUUGCCAUCAUCCUAAUCUUUAGUCCGCUCUUUUAGAGUCUCUAUCAGAUUCAAAUUUGACAUUUGACUGGGCUACUUAAAAAAUAAUACUACUUUCUGUUAGAAGAAACAUUUUGGCAGAAGUUAACUUUAUAUCUUAAUUUGCCCGGCGUAUGAAGCUCUUGUCCUUGAGGGAAAAUGCUGCGACUCCGUCUGCAUAAAGUAGUUAAAGUUUGCAAUAAAAAAUUCUUUCAGCUGCCAGUUAUGCCUGGAUUGAAUAUUUAUUGUCAGCAGGGAGAGCUCCAUUCAGUUCAGGGUCAUCAAAGACCUUCAUUAUGUCAAAUGUUUUUCAAAAGGUUAAAGCCAGUGGUGAAGUCAUUUGAAUGCGUUCAUGCACAGCCUUCUGUGACAGUCACCACAUGAUGAGGGCGCAACCCCGUACUUCCUGCGGUUUGUCAGUGGAAGAUUUCCAGAGCUCAUUAACUAAAAUGAUAAUGACAAUGUGAUGAAGGUAAACUGAUACAGCUCUGUUACAACUUGCCUGGAGGAUCUCCAAGCCUGAUAUGGGGAGUUUUUAAAAUUUCUGAAAAACACUUCUGGUGGCACUAGGAUACAUGUGUCCAGUUUUGCCUCACAGCUGGGGAUCAGAAAAUGAUGGAAUUUCAUUAUUUCUGUCAGGCUUCAAAGGAAUAAUGCCUAAGGCUUGAAAGAAUAUUUAAAAAAUGUGUUGGUGUUUAAAUAUUUUAAUACACAUGUCCUAAUUGCAUUUUUAGUUAAUUUAUUCUUGAUUAGCUGAUAUGAUGACAGGCAGCAUGGAGAAGUCAUGUUUGAAUGAGUUCACAAAAAAGGAAAACUUAAAAACGAUGCAUCUCAGCCAUGCUUAGUUAUUGUGCGUAUGCUGAACAGGCCAAACAGAGCGAGUUAAUUAAUAAUGAAAUUUUUUCUGCAGCUCUUGGCAUGUAAAUUAGGACCUAAUGUUGUCAUGUGGUGUUUCUAAAACACAUUUUAUUGGUGGAUGGAAGUAGUUGCUCUCUGCAUUUAUAAUGAGAUUCCUUCACAACCAUCUGCCUCAUUAUACCUUCCUCUUUACCUCUAAACGAGUGAAUGUGUUGCUGCUUGUAAAAGCAUGAUUUUUCUACUAAGAGUCUUCCAUUUAUUAAAUGUCAUGAUCUUUUUUUCCUCCGUGUUUAUAUUUUUCAAGUACCUGAUAGUCUGACCUUUUAGAGGUGUUGGUGAUGUUUGACUAUAAACCUGCCACUUUUUUGUUGCAGUGCACAUACGGACAGGAGGCUAUGGAGGCUAACCGCAGUAGUCCAACAGGAAGCACGCCGCCUUCCUCAUCUGCAGAGCAACCUGAGGGGCGCAUUUAUGAGGUAGCAGUGCAGAGCAACUCCACCAACCGCAGCUCACAGUUUGCAGAUGUGGCCCUCCUGCAGACAUUCAAGCCUCUCAUCAUCCCUUGUUACGUGCUCGUGGUUGUUGUGGGCGUCGUCGGGAACUACCUGCUCCUCUAUGUCAUCUGCCGAACCCGCAAGAUGCACAACGUCACCAACCUCUUCAUCGGGAACCUGGCCUUCUCGGACAUGCUCAUGUGUGUGACGUGCGUCCCCUUCACUCUCGCCUACGCCUUCAAUCCACACGGCUGGGUCUUCGGCCGCUCUAUGUGCUACUUGGUCUUCCUCAUCCAACCUGUCACUGUAUACGUUUCCGUUUUCACGCUCACAGCUAUCGCUGUGGACAGAUAUUACGCCACGGUUCAUCCACUGAAAAAGCGAACCACCGUGGCCACUUGUGCCUACGUCCUCAUCGGGAUCUGGCUGCUGUCCUGCGGUCUGGUGGCUCCGGCAGUGACUCACACCUACCAUGUUGAGUUCAAAGAAGAAGGCUUCACCAUCUGUGAGGAGUUCUGGUUGGGCCAGGAGAAGGAGAGACGGGCCUACGCCUACAGCACGCUGCUGAUCACAUACGUCCUCCCCCUUUCGGCCGUCUUUGUCUCCUACCUCUGCAUCACCGUCAAGCUGAAAAAGUGCAUCGUCCCUGGAAACAGGUCGCAAGACCAGGUGUGCGUUCACCAGGCCCGAAAGAGGAAGAUCUUUCGCCUCGUGGCUCUGCUGGUGUCCGCCUUUGCCGCUUGCUGGCUUCCCAUUCACGUGUUCAACGUUCUGAGAGACAUCGACAUCCACCUGAUAAACAAGCAAUACUUCCUACUCAUCCAGCUGCUGUGCCACCUCUGCGCCAUGAGCUCCUCCUGCUGCAACCCCUUCCUCUACGCGUGGCUACACGAUCGCUUCCGCACGGAGCUGAGGAAGAUGAUGAAGUGCAGCCAUCGCAUCGGAGUCCCCGCCAGCCACUGCGCAGCUGGAGUGGUUUUGUAGCCUGCUUAUUUGCUUAUUUGUAUUUUUGCGCAGAUGGGGACUUGACCAACGCUAUCCAUCAACAUGAAGUACAGGUGCAACUCAGCCAUUGUCAAGCAGUAAAUAAUCUCCUAUGCACAAACCAAAAUCAAGCAAUUCGCUGCUGUUCCAUCCAUCUGAUGCGCUUCAGAAAACUGCCUCUGAAAACUCUGUGUCUCACAGUAAAGCAUUAAAAAUGACUCUACCCUGAAAAAACAGUAGAAAAGAUAUGAUUAUGUUAGUAAUCUUCAAGAUUUGUAUAUAUGGUGAAACUUAAGAUAUUUACUUAAAAGCAAUCAUUGUUAUUGUUCAUAUAAGCAGUGAGAAGGAUUCAUUUGUUGGUGAAACAAACUGUGUUUCAAAUUCAGGUAAACUAUGGUUGUAUCCGAACUUGAGGUGGAACUUAAUAAUUUUUUUUUGAUUGCGUUAAUUGCAGGGUCUCUAAUGAAUUAAUCGCAUUUUAAUUGAAACUCAAUUGAACUCAAUUUAAAAAAAUAGGCAUAUGAGAUCGAAAACAAAGAUAUUUAUUGUUUUUAGUCUGUUAUUUAGAUUAUUCAACUGUCUGAUUGCACAAAUUUUCCAUUCAGCUUUCAAGUGUUUCAGUGUCUCGUUUAUGUAGCAACUUUGAUGCGUUAAAGUCACGUCCUCAAAACUAAUACAAAUAUUUUAUGUAAAAGGUUGAAGAAUCUUGGAUGUUUCAUACAAUGUCAGAGUUUACAGAGGAAUUGCAUGGACUAAAUGGAUUCUGAUUUAUAAUUUUGUUUAUUAAAGAUGAUGAGGCUUCAAAUCUUCAAGCUCACAAUCCUUCAAUGUCUUAUGCAUAAAUUGCAAAUACAGGCAGAAAGCUCACUAUUUGCAAAUUAUUGUUUGCAGGAGCUAUGUGGAAAACAUGAACAUGAAUGUCACCGUUAAACAGAGGGUCACGACCAAGACAAGAUUGAAAUUGAUGAAAAAAAAAAGGUUUAUGUGGAAAGGAAAUGAAGGGAAAAUCAAACUAUCAGUUCAAAUCACUUUUUGAUUGUUUCUAGUGAGUUUGAUUGUUUC
This is a messenger RNA of Xiphophorus hellerii (green swordtail), 7289 nucleotides long. Its product is annotated as prolactin-releasing peptide receptor-like. NCBI's taxonomy places the organism in Eukaryota, Metazoa, Chordata, Actinopteri, Cyprinodontiformes, Poeciliidae. The coding region runs from base 5088 to 6227 and encodes 379 amino acids. Gene Ontology annotation, cellular component: plasma membrane; neuron projection. The record is from RefSeq and is a predicted model, not a curated record. Gene Ontology annotation, molecular function: neuropeptide Y receptor activity; neuropeptide binding. The transcript is spliced from 2 exons. Gene Ontology annotation, biological process: G protein-coupled receptor signaling pathway.